This is a messenger RNA of Neopelma chrysocephalum (saffron-crested tyrant-manakin), 1149 nucleotides long. RefSeq names its product zinc finger protein 239-like. The transcript has 2 exons. Gene Ontology annotation, biological process: regulation of transcription by RNA polymerase II. The coding region runs from base 1 to 1149 and encodes 382 amino acids. Gene Ontology annotation, molecular function: RNA polymerase II cis-regulatory region sequence-specific DNA binding; DNA-binding transcription factor activity. NCBI's taxonomy places the organism in Eukaryota, Metazoa, Chordata, Aves, Passeriformes, Pipridae. The record is from RefSeq and is a predicted model, not a curated record.
AUGGAGGAGGAGGCUGCGAGGAAGAGGAAGAUGCCUUGGGCCCCCCAGGCAGGCCCCGAGCUGAGGACAGAGAGCCCGGAGGACAAAUCCCCGCGGCAGAGCCUGGUGGGAGAGGCUGUUUUGAAGGGCUCCACGGUGCAGGAAGGCAGCGGGGAGGAAAAGGGCCGGAGAUCCACCCACAGGAGGGGCUCCAAAGCUGGAGCCAGCCCAGGGUGCUCUGAGGAGGAAAGAGCCAUCCUGUGCCAGGAAGGCGGCCGGAGCUUGAGGCGGAGCUCUGAGCUGGUGGUCCCUGAGCAGCCUCCCAGCAGGCAGAAGCCCUUCAGGUGCUUGGAAUGUGGGAAGAGCUUCAGGAAGAGCCCCGACCUGCUCCGACACCAGCACAUCCACACUGGGGAACGGCCGUACACGUGUGGGGAAUGUGGGAAGAGCUUCAGGCAAAGCUCCACCCUGAUCGAACACCGUCGCAUCCACACUGGGGAACGGCCCUAUUUGUGUGGGGAAUGUGGGAAGAGCUUCAUCCAGAGCUCCAAGCUCCUGACCCACCAGCACAUCCACACUGGAGAACGUCCCUACAUGUGUGGGGAAUGUGGGAAGAGCUUCAGGGCCAACUCCACUCUGAUCCGACACCAGCAUAUCCACACUGGGGAACGGCCCUACCCAUGUGGGAAAUGUGGGAAGAGCUUCAGGGACAGCUCUGAUCUCCUCACCCACCAGCGCAUCCACACUGGUGAAUGGCCAUAUACGUGUCGGGAUUGUGGGAAGAGCUUCAGGACGAACUCCCACCUGAUCCAACACCAGCAUAUCCACACUGGGGAACGGCCCUACACGUGUUGGGAAUGUGGGCAGAACUUCAGGCAGAGCUCCCACCUCCACACCCACCAACACAUCCACACUGGGGAACGUCCCUACACGUGUGGGGAGUGUGGGAAGAGGUUUCGGACCAGCUCACAUCUCCUCCUGCACCAGCGGACGCACACGGAUGAGAGGCCCUUCCGCUGCACCGACUGCGGGAAGGGCUUCAAGCAGAACUCCACCCUCGUCACCCACCAGCGCAUCCACACUGGGGAGAGGCCCUAUAAGUGUGGGGAGUGUGGAAAGAGCUUCACCGACAGGUCUAGCUUGACCUACCACGUACGGACCCACCACUAA